This is a messenger RNA of Ooceraea biroi (clonal raider ant), 5033 nucleotides long. It is a transcript of the gene Start1, whose product is annotated as Steroidogenic acute regulatory protein-like. Gene Ontology annotation, molecular function: lipid binding. The record is from RefSeq and is a predicted model, not a curated record. Gene Ontology annotation, cellular component: endoplasmic reticulum-endosome membrane contact site; late endosome membrane; lysosomal membrane. NCBI's taxonomy places the organism in Eukaryota, Metazoa, Arthropoda, Insecta, Hymenoptera, Formicidae.
GUAUGCACAACUUCAGGGGGAACGGAACGGUACGGGACGCCGGGAAACGUCAUUUGUUUUCACUUGUUUAUAUUCGGUCGCGAUACGAUACGAUCGUGCGAUCGAAGGGCACGUAUCUCGCACCAUGGGGAAGCGUACGAAUCGAUGCGUGUGCGUGACAUCAUCUCGUGGAGCAGCUGCUAUGUGAACGGAUCUAUGAGAGCUGCCAGCUUCCGAACGCAUACAUUUCGAUCGAUGGCAGACACGUGUGAAGUUUGCUCGUUCGUUUUCCCCGAAGUCCCCAUCGCCCCUGUUGGCAGACGAAGUAGACAAUUACAUGGUGAAUUUGAAGGUCGACGUUACGACAACGACGACGUCAGUAAACAAACAUAAGGAUGACGGAAGAUGAGAGGCAAAUUAGGAUGGCCGCUGAGGCCAUACUAAGUGGCUCGAUCAAUUCUCAGAGGAGUUCGGUCACCCAGCAUAGCAUAACGAGGACCCCGGAUAUCGUCCUCAGCGAAGACCUGAUCGCAGGGGCGAGGCAGAGCGGCAGAAUGUCGAAUGUCCGACGUUUCUUCUGCCUCUUCGUCACGUUUGAUCUCCUUCUCACAAUUCUGAUGUGGCUCAUUUGUACAAUGAUUGCUGGCGAGAGUCUGAGCACAGCUUUUGUAGAUCAGGUCAUACACUAUCAUAUAAAGACGUCUCUGUUUGACAUUGUGAUGGCAGCGAUUUGCAGGUUCACGGUCUUGUUGCUCUUUUAUGCGCUGCUGUAUCUCAAUCACUGGAUCAUUGUAGCUAUAUCGACUGCGGUAACAUGUGCCUUUUUAAUCGCCAAAGUUUUCCUUUUUGAGUGGACAUCAGCUAACCAACCAGUAUUCCAAGUUUUAUUGAUCGUGACGUCCUUUGUGUUAUCAUGGGCAGAAGCUUGGUUCUUCGACUUUCGCGUGAUACCUCAGGAAACACAAGCGAGAAAUUGGAUUCGAAACUUCCCAGAUACAGAAAGAUCCCCAUUACUACAAGCUAUCGCUACCGAGUCGCGGCAAUACGCAUCAGCCGCCGAUCACAUAAGUACCUUCUUCACGCCUAUGGACUCCCCGAAUCAUUCCGAUGACGAAGACACCUCCAGGAAGCAAGAAGGUCCGAGAAGGCUCUCAAAGUCUAGCGAAUUGUUUUUGUCUCUGACGAAACUCUCACCUGAACAGAUCGAUGAAUACAAGACGAAGGCGUCCACGGUAUUGCAAAGCUGUCACGAUUUAUUGACGUCGAAAGAAUGGAAGAUCGAAACCAGAUCGGAACACGGUGACGAGGUGUCCUACAUGCAGCUUCCCAAAGAGGGAAAGAUCAUGAAAGUUACGGCUGUCCUCGACGCACCUGCCGGCACACUGAUAGACUCAUUGUUUGACGAUUUCGAGCACUCGCCUCAGUGGAACAAUCUCGUGACGGAAGCCAUGAAGCUACAGAAUAUCGACGACGACACGGAUAUCGUUUACCAAAUGACAAGCUCGUACGGCGGCGGGCUGAUCACGGCGCGGGAUUUUAUUAUCUUGAGGCACCGCGAGAAGUGCGGUGAUUUUUAUAUCAGCGGCGGUAUAUCAAUUCCUAUGGCAUCGAUUCAGGUUCGCCCGAACGUGACUAGGGGUGAAAAUGGCGUAAGCUGUUUUGCAGCGGAGGUGUUGCACGAGGAAGCUGACAAGUGCCGCUUCACCUGCAUCUCGAACACGAACUUGAAAGGCUGGUUACCACAAACACUCGUAGAAAGGUCCAUGGCCUCUAGUCUAAUAGAGUUCAUGUCGUAUUUAAGGAAACAUAUAAAUGAUAUGCAGAAAUCGUUAGAUUAGUCUCGUAAAGUCUCCGAUGAGCCAUUGUCUAUCAUCUUCUCUUGACUUUGCUACGUCAGAGUGAGUAAUACCAAGAUUCUCAUCGUUAUCGUGAUGGUUUACGGGGGGGGAAUGAGCAUUGUGUUUCAACGGCUUGGAAAGCCAACAGUCUUUUUACGCGGAUUGCGUUGGAACUUCAGUUUGCGUGACGAACGUAUGAAAUGUGGUGCAAUAUCGCAGUUCGCGGUUCUCUAGUGAAAUCGUCCGAGAAUUUUCUUACGAAAAAAAAAACGCGGUUGAAAUGAUGACGUACGUAAGAUAGCUUACACACACACACACAUACAAUUUUACGAUCUGUAUCAACUCGCGUGUAUUCCAGCUGCAUCUGUGUGAGCGAAUUGUCAUUUCCGUCAGAUGAGCUUAGUAAAAAUGUUAUCGAUAACCGCCGAUGUCACUGAUGUAGAUGCCACAUUAUUCAUCUUAUUUUUCUACUUUAGGAAUGGGAAAAGAUAAGCCGCUCUUCCUCAUAGUUUUAUUCGCAAUCACACAUCACACACGGACAGAAUAUAUUACAUUUGUUGUUUUAAAAAUCGCGCGUGUAGCGACAGUUACGAGCUAUGUAUUACGUGCUUUUUGUAAGUGCCUACGAACGUUCGGUUGAGCGCAUCCUUCGACGUGUACAUAGUGUAUCUGAAAUAUAUAUUAUGACGUACGCGUGCGCUUGGCACGCGCGAGCCUGAGCACGCGAAAAAACAAGACGUAAUAUAUUUAAACAUGAAAAAAAUAUAUAUAUAUAUUAAUUUUUUAUUAUGUAUUACAUCAUUGAUGAUUUAUUCAAGCACUUGUCCCCGCUCUCUUCGAUCGCGCGACUCGCAUAAAAAAGCCUAACAUCGACUCGAUACUGUUUAAUAUAUUUGAAUUAAAUGAGGCAUGCGGAGUGAUGAAUGUCGAGUAGAUGUCUAAAGAUGGGUCCAGACAUGUGUCGUAUCACCGUAUCGUAUCAUGAUCGCGUAUCACGAUUAGCUUAGUGUGGACGGUGCGCCGUAUCACAUCUGCGUAUCGUAUCUGUGUAUCAAAAUAAUACGCAGAUACGAUACGACCAUGAUCCAUUCGAAGUCGGUAUUUCGCCGAAACAUCAAAGAAAUGAUGCGAGAUACGGAUACAGUCAGUGUGAACGCUCACCGAUCCUGAGAUCCUGACUCGAUUCAGUCGCGUUGCUUCGUCUAGCGAUCGCAAAGUUAUGGCUAAUCUUUUUUGAACAGGUAUUACUUUCCUAUAUGUGGUGUCUAUUUUGGAAAUCUGUUUCCCCACCAAAUUUAUCAGGUACUCAAACUCAAUGGGUGACAUUCUUGUGAAGUUUUUGUACUGUCCACUAACAGAUUGAAACUUUAAGUCGCGCAAUAAUUUUGGGCCACUGUAUACUCCGCGAUUCGCAAAAAUUCUUUUUAUCCACCACCGUCGUGAUUUCCUCGGUUUCUUCAAUAAAUAAUGAAGAAAAAUGUAAUUAACAGCAGCUAACUGUACAGACAUUGUCUCCACAGCAGGUUAACGUGGAACGAUACGUUAGAUGGAAAACUAAUAAAGAGAUACAGAUAAAUGAUACGGAUACGGAUUGAAAGCAAGGCCUCGGCGUAUCAUUAUAACUAACGUAUCCAUAUCAUGCAUGAUACGCGAUUAUGAUGCGAUACGAUGAUACGACACAUGUCUGGACCCACCUUUACGUGUGCACCCAAUCGAUUCCGUGUAUCAACAUAUUCGUGUAACUAAUAACAGUGCGUACAUUGUUGUUCCGCAUGUAUCGGUAUCAAGUGUGCUUCGCCCUCUCGAGACGAUAAGUGUACAUAAUUGCGCACGUUUAUUGCCAACAAGGACUCUUCUCGUGUUGAUUGACAUUAUGUGUGGGGUGUAUCGGCCGGCAGCAUUGAUACACUAGAAUAUCUGCACGGCAUUGGACUCUCCGUGAUUGUGCAAUUUUAUUAUCGGCGACGCGCGCUCUCUCUCUUCUCGGUGCAUUCGUACCAAGACUCCCGAGACGAAGCGGUAAAUGUUUAUGCGCGCGCUUCCAAGUUCAAGAAACUGUCGGCGCUGUUCGCGCUAUCACCGUAUACUUUUAAGCAAAUUUAAUCUUUUAACGCGUACGACCGACAUUAUGCAACUGCACCGGAGCAUGACAACAUGACGAGUGUUUUCAAGUGUGAGCACGUGUGUGUUGGUAGGGAGAGGAUAAUGCGACAGAUCAUAGGGUGCUGAUGUUUAUCGACAUUUACGCAUCGUCGUAUUCGCGUUGUGAAAGCAGAUAAUAAAUAAGAGAACUUGGCCUAUUUUGUCAUAAACAUGUACACGAGAUAUCAAUGCCCCGAGUUGCACUUUUGGUGUUAAUUAAAAAUGUGUUGCAAAAAUCUGAGAUAACACUGCACGUGACCUUACGUGCAAAUAAAACUUGGAAAUCGGAGAAUUAUUAUAUAUUUAAUGAUAAAUCGGUACGAGUAAAAAUGUAAAGAUCGAAAGUUUAAUUAGCAGUUUAAACGAUUCGUUGCAUUAUUUCGAAUUAUCAGUGCGGUUAGCAAAUUAAUUUUAAAUAUCGCACAUGUAUAUAUAAAAUAUAGCCACAUGAAGUAUUAAUGAGCCGUUAUGAAAUCCAUAACAUUACGAUAAUAUUAUUUUUAAGCUACUCGGUAUGAAAAUAUACAUGACAUACUUUUUUCGGUUUCCGUAUACACGUCUGUAUGAUAAAAUAACGUUUCCCCGUUUCUGCAUUUCCGUGAAUUUGGAUGCAUGCAUUGUAUUAUAAUUGGCAAAUGACUAUCAGUUUUUAAUACGUAUGACUCCUUGACUGUAUCAUAGUCAAAGGUAUGACUGUGUCGCAAAGCGAGAAAGAAAACUGGGCGAAAUCCCGUUGUAUGCUACGCACAUAUAUUAUAAUAAACAUUCUGUAAAAACAACAAGUAUAAAUACUACUUCGUUUUAUAUGUUUGUAAUACUGUAAACAUCGAAAUAGAAGUCUACAUCAUCCGUCGUUUAUCGUCGUUUACGUGUUGCGCAAUACACUGCUGCAAUUCCAUUCGGGAGACGCCUGCGUGAUUCUAUACUGUGUUAAUUAGAUUAAUGAUGACGUUUAGGUAGGAUACAAUAAGGAUCUUAGAAUAAUCAAAGGUGAUUUUAUAAAUCCGACCCCUGGCUUCGGAUGUAAAGAUAUAUUCUAGCCUGUUAGAUAAAUAAACGCGAAGUAAGAUUGUA